Paramisgurnus dabryanus is the source of this 3003-nucleotide messenger RNA. The record is from RefSeq and is a predicted model, not a curated record. Lineage: Eukaryota; Metazoa; Chordata; Actinopteri; Cypriniformes; Cobitidae.
AGAAAUGGCCUGAGGAAAGAAACGGUUUAUGUGCCUAGAUGUUUUAGUGAAUCUCCGUCCGGAUGGCAACAGGACUGGUGGCGUCCAGGCCGGAGAGGAGGUAAAAACAAGCAACAGACUCAUCUCACCAUUAGACAAUCAUCACCUCUGAUCAAACUGAAUUGACCGCCGAAGAAUGGAGGUCUCCAAACGACAGCCCAAAGCUGAGCAGUUGACAGAUGAAGGGACAGAGAAGACAAAAGAUGAAGCGGUUCAUCUGAGGAGGAGUAUAGGUCUGCUGCCGUCCAUUUCUUUUAUCAUUGGCACUGUGAUUGGCAGUGGGAUCUUCAUCGCUCCUAAAGGUGUUUUGAUGAAUUCGGGCAGUGUUGGAGUCUCUCUUAUUGUCUGGAUUCUGUGUGGGGUUCUGUCUCUGUUUGGUGCUCUGUGCUAUGCUGAACUGGGCACAAGCUUUACGAAGUCGGGGGGUCACUACACCUACCUGUUGGAGACCUUGGGUCCUCUGCCUGCCUUCCUGCGGCUUUGGACUGAAUACCUAUUAAUCAGACCUGCGGUGAGCUCCUACAUGUCUCUAGCAUUCGGACGUUAUGUAGUCGAGCCGUUUUUCAUUCCUUGUGCGGCUCCGACCGUUCUGGUCAAACUUGUCAGCAUCUUUGCAGUCUCAUUCGUGGUGGUAGUAAACUGCUGGAGUGUGUCUUUAGUUGCUCGUACGCAGGUGACGCUGACGGUCAUCAAGCUGUUCGCUUUGAUUCUGAUCAUCAUUCCAGGAAUCAUGGCUUUGGUUAAUGGCAAAACUGCAAAUUUCCAGGAUGCAUUUGACUCUGAAUCUUUAUCGGUGACCAAACUUCCGCUGGCUUUUUUUUCUGGACUAUAUGCAUAUGGUGGAUGGUUUUAUUUAAACUUCGUAACUGAAGAGAUCAUUAACCCCAACAGAACUCUUCCAUUGGCCAUUAUUUUCUCCAUGGUUACGGUUACUGUGUGUUACGUGCUGGUGAAUGUGGCUUACUACACCAUGAUGACAGCAGAUGAGCUCCUGAUGUCAGAUGCUGUGGCAGUGACAUUUGCCGGUCGUGCUCUCCAGGGUUUGGCACCGGCCAUGCCCGUACUGGUCGCAGUUUCUUGUCUUGGAGCUUUAAAUGGAGGAUUUUUUGGUUCAACCAGGAUGAUAUUUGUGGGAGCCAGAGAGGGUCACAUGCCAGGCAUCUUCUCCAUGAUCCAUAUUCGCCGACAGACACCGCUACCUGCUAUAUUGUUUCUGUAUCCUCUGGUGAUCAUUAUGAUAGCAAGAGGAGAGAUCUAUGAACUGAUCAAUUUUGCAUCUUUCUCACGUUGGUUUUUCAUCGCACUGGCAACCCUGGGGAUGCUCAUCCACCGAUACAGAUUCCCAGAACAUCCAAGGCCAUUUAAGGUUCCUCUGGUUAUUGCCGUGAUCUUCACCCUGGUGUGUUUCUUCAUUGUGGGUUUGUCUUUGUAUUCUGAUCCCUGGAAUACGGGGUUGAGCUGUGGCCUAACCCUCGCAGUUGUACCCUUGUAUUACCUUACAAUGAAGACAUCGUGUAUUCCUAACCGCUGGAAAAAAACCUUCAACUAUUUUAGCCUACAGCUGCAAAUCCUUCUGGAGGUGACACAGCAAGAAGUUCAGACCUACUGAUGGAGUCAUCCUACAACAACCAUACAAGCUUAAAUGACUGCAAAAAAAUGUCAAGACUUUAAAGGAGAGUGCAGAAUAUAUUAAAGACUUGUGUAUCAAACUUUUAUAUUCAAAGACUGAUUAUGUCAUCAGAAUAUUGGGGUGGUUUUCCGGACAGGGAUUAGCUUAAAGGCGGAGUGCACAAUGUUUGAAAAACGCUUUGGAAAAAGGAGUCGGGCCGACUACCCAAACACACUUGUAGCCAAUCAGCAGUAAGGGGCGUGUCUACUAACCGACAUCCUUGCCGGGUUGGGUAUGUGUGGGGCGGGUCUAACAAAAGAAGGUCCAGAUCCUAUUGGGGUAGGGGUGUGUAUGUUUAGGUGAUUUCAAAUGUCAACAUUGAAAAUAAAUCAAAACAGAAACACUCACUGAUGGUAAUUUUUUUUAGAAUAGUUUAUAAAUGUAUACAGAAAUGUAAUUUGUUAGUUUAGUGCAAGGUUUUAAUAGGCCUUAGUUAUUAAAGAUAAGGUAAGUAUGAGACCCGUGUUAGAGCAUAAAUAAAGCCUGCAAAAUUAUAAAGCUCAAUGUUCAACUAUACACUAUACCAGCUACACAAUCAAAACUCAUCAUGUAUUUCUGAAGGAGGGACUUCGUAGAACAAGGAAGACAUCAGCCUGUUUUUAGGACCGUGAAAACAGCGAUAUACAGAUAAGUAAAUUAAAAAUACCAGAUUGCGAGGAGAUUCAUAGAAACACCUAUAGCUCAAUGAUAGAAAACAGCACAACAAACAAUGUACCCUAGGGUCAACUAUUUAAGAGGACAUUUCACAAGACUUUUUUUAAGAAUCUUUGGUGUCCCCAGAGUACAUAUGUGAAGUUUUAGCUUUAAUACUACAUAGAUAAUUUAUUAUAUCAUGUUAUAAUUGUCACUUUGUAUGUGUGAGCAAAAAUUUUUUGGUGUGUCCUUUUAAAUGCAAUUGUGCUGAUCUCUUCUCACAAAUAAAAAAAGCUUUUGAGAGGGGCUUUUACUCAGCUGAAUCAAUGCAGCAUUGGCGAAAAUGUACACUAACAACAAAUUUGCUGUUAAAAUAAUCAGCAACAUACAUACAGAUUUUUUCCCAGAGUCGCGGAGUGAGACAAUAGAGACUCUAUUAGAAAAACACAAGUGGAACGGAACCACGACCAGAAAAUAACCAAAACACUGUAUAACAUUGCACAAAAUGACAUGAAUCUAUUUACCUUUUAAGUAUACUUACAGAUAUAAUCUAACCUUUUUUAAUGUGUAUUUGUAAAAAAAAUUUAAGAUCCUUUUUACCAUGCCAACAAAGCCAUUUUGAAUCUUGAGAGAGAGAGCGAGAGAGAGAGCAGGCAGCCUCU